Trichophyton rubrum CBS 118892 is the source of this 1422-nucleotide messenger RNA. RefSeq lists its product as uncharacterized. Gene Ontology annotation, biological process: regulation of DNA-templated transcription; nuclear-transcribed mRNA poly(A) tail shortening. The coding region runs from base 1 to 1422 and encodes 473 amino acids. Gene Ontology annotation, cellular component: CCR4-NOT core complex; P-body. The record is from RefSeq and is a predicted model, not a curated record. Lineage: Eukaryota; Fungi; Ascomycota; Eurotiomycetes; Onygenales; Arthrodermataceae. The transcript is spliced from 6 exons.
AUGGGCAGUCAGCAAAGAACAGUGAAUCCCAUGGGCUCCUUUGCACAAAGUGUAGGCGGCUCACAGCCUGCUGCUCCCCUUGACCUUUCCGAAUUUCCUUCCCUCUCUAGUGGUCCGCAGAACACCACUCCAACCCCUGGACAGGCCAUAUGGGGCAACGCAGGCCAACGUUCAAUCCAGCAGAGUCUUGGGCAGAGACAAGCACAAGGUUCCGUCCCUCCUCAAGCUCCCUCACGAGAAGCACAGCUUCAAGCCCAGCAGGGGCAAUCCCAGGGUCAAGCUCAAGGCCAUGAUGACCAGUUCCCCUCAACAACGCAGUUCGUCACCCAGCUUGAUGAUUUCCGUAACGGUGUCCAGGCCAUGGGCCAGAUGUCCGGCAGCAACCAGCCCCAGGCUGGCAGUGUCGAUGACUUCCCUCCUCUAAGCAAACAGUCCGAGCAAGGAGGGGCCAUUGGCAACUAUGCUGGGUCUAUGGGGUUCACUGGCUUUGCCCAGACGCGUUCGUCUCUUGGAAACCAGCAAGAUUCCAGUAGAAUCGCAUCUCCUGCAGCUGCAGGCCCGUCUGGCACACCAGGGCCGCGGCUACCAGCUGGCCAGAACCAGAACGGGAUAAUUGGACAAGAUCACGAGGACAACGCUCAGGCUCAGGCUCAAGCUCAAGCAUCCAUGAUGAGCCAACGCGGCAUGGAUCCGAUGCAGCAGCCGCAGCAGCAGCAGAACCCAGCCCAGAUGCAGUCCUCUCGCCAGCAGCAGCAGCCACCGCAGCCAUCGCAGGCGCAGGCUGAGAACGAGGCGCAUGAUCCCUCACGAGCCGGCCAAACAGCCGAGCAAGCCUCGCUCUCGCAGAUGAGCGAACACGAUCGAUUCGGCCUAGCCGGACUUCUACGCAUGAUCCAUAGUGACAGCCCAGACGUUGCGAGCCUCGCUAUCGGCCAAGAUCUGAUGAGCCUUGGACUGGAUCUGAACCAGCAGGAACCACUGCAUCAAACAUUUGCAUCACCAUUUAUCUCAUCUAAUGUGUCCAUUCCACUACGGCCAGACUUUACUCUGCCUGCAUGCUACAAUGUAGCCAAUGUCCAGCCGCUGCAGAACCGUAUACCUAGCUUCAGCGAUGAGACUCUGUUCUACAUCUUCUACAGCAUGCCGCGUGAUAUCAUGCAAGAGCUAGUCGCAGAGGAGCUCAUGGGCAGAAAGUGGCGUUACCACAAGAUCGAACGCGCUUGGCUGACACGCGACGACACUUAUCCGAACCCAGUUGAGGUUGAGAGAGGUAUCAGCGAGCGAGGUGUCUACCUGUGGUGGGAUACCAACUCCUGGAAGAAAGUCCGACGUGAAUUUAUUCUUCGUUACGCCGAUUUGGACAACCGUCUCGACCCAGGCAGAAAUCUUGUCCGAGGAAUGCCCUUCCCUCAAGCCACCUAA